Messenger RNA from Glarea lozoyensis ATCC 20868, 963 nucleotides. RefSeq lists its product as uncharacterized. The transcript has 2 exons. The record is from RefSeq and is a predicted model, not a curated record. NCBI's taxonomy places the organism in Eukaryota, Fungi, Ascomycota, Leotiomycetes, Helotiales, Helotiaceae. The coding region runs from base 1 to 963 and encodes 320 amino acids.
AUGGAGGGACGAGGCGAAUCGAUAUAUAUUGAAGCAUUCAACAGGUCUCAGCGUCUCCUUUCGCGGUGUUUCGCUCUGGAAUUAGAUGCUUCAACGUUAGUUUCAGUCACACCGCUCAUUCAAGGCUUUCCAAAAGAAGAGGACAAAGUAACUCAAGACUCAUUACCUAGUAUUUUUGUCCGUAUGGUCGAAUGGUUGCCUCUUCUGGAGCGAAGUGACGCCUCAUAUGGAAUCUGCCACGGCAUGAUGACGCUCGCGAAUUCAUACCCUACGCACAUCGACGCCUUCCUGAUUAUAUACCUUGAGGCCAUUGCACUUUCAUCCAGCCAUCUGAUCAACUCAAAAGAGCAAACACUUGCCUUUCAGCUCCUGAUGAAUAUGAGCGAGACGGCUAACACGGGCUACCGGACCAACGACUGUUGUAAGAAUCCUGGUGUUUUCCGGCCCGGCACAGAUGAUCCAGUGAACGCCUCCAAUAUUAUAUUUAAGAAGAGCGAUGUACAGGAGCAUCUUGAUCAAGUUCUAAAAGUGACUCUACAGCAGGCGAAGGAGGGCAAUGAUUACAUCGUCAGAGCGGCAAUGUAUGCCCGCUUCGCUAUUUUGGUGCAAGAAAAAAAGCCUCAGUGGUAUAGCCGUGUCGGGAUCCAUGACUACGGCAUUCAGGUUCAAUUAAAGAAGAUCGAUUCCAAGGCCUGGAUCAAACAUGAUCUAAUUGCUGCGCUGAUUAGACUACGAGGGUAUGCGAAGUCACUUUCAAAGAAGUUUGCUAUAUCAGAGGAAACACAAGGGACAAUGGAUGAGUGGCAGAGUUUAUUAAUGCGCUGGAUCUAUGAUCCGGAACUUGACAAAACAAGAGAUUUGAUGGUUAAAUAUCACGUUAUCCUAGCACUCAAGAACCUACAAGAGGGUCCUUUCGAUGAGACGAGUAACGAGCUUUUCAGGGCUCGGGACUGGGUUAUGUAG